AUGGUUGACCUGCCUCGCACGUUGUCCAUGCCCUUGCGCUUGGCAGUGGCGAUACUCUGCGGUGUCUCCGCCAGCUUUGCCACGCCGGCCCUCAAACACCGCGGCGAACCAUCGGAAAUGCAGCUCACGUUCCAGACGACGACUUCCGAUUUGACCGUUACUGUUCCUCUGGACAAUAACACAUAUCCCAUUACCGAACUGCAAUGCGACAGGCAGGACUGCAAGAACAUCGAAGUGACGGCGAUCAUCGACGUUUCACUGCCCGCGAUGCAUUUCAUCUGUACCGUUUAUACAGACCCGAAAAACUACCUGGGAGAAAUCGUCGGGGCGGGUUGGCAGAUCACGCCUCCAGCAACAAUCACGGACGUAGUUUGCGCCAAUAAUCCCUGGCCUGAUAAAUUAGUUUAG
Messenger RNA from Cladophialophora immunda, 408 nucleotides. RefSeq lists its product as uncharacterized. Lineage: Eukaryota; Fungi; Ascomycota; Eurotiomycetes; Chaetothyriales; Herpotrichiellaceae. The transcript has a single exon. Bases 1 to 408 code for a protein of 135 amino acids. The record is from RefSeq and is a predicted model, not a curated record.